This is a messenger RNA of Chionomys nivalis (European snow vole), 3142 nucleotides long. It is a transcript of the gene Tnfaip8, whose product is annotated as TNF alpha induced protein 8. Gene Ontology annotation, molecular function: cysteine-type endopeptidase inhibitor activity involved in apoptotic process. Bases 180 to 764 code for a protein of 194 amino acids. Gene Ontology annotation, biological process: regulation of apoptotic process. The record is from RefSeq and is a predicted model, not a curated record. The transcript is spliced from 3 exons. Gene Ontology annotation, cellular component: cytoplasm. NCBI's taxonomy places the organism in Eukaryota, Metazoa, Chordata, Mammalia, Rodentia, Cricetidae.
CAGGGGCGAGCUCCACUUCUCCCGCGCUGGGGCCCGCCUGGGGUUGUUAGGGGUCCGGGAGCGGCCAGCGGUCCAACCUCUGAGGGUCGACGUUGCGGGACCGUCCCGCUCUUCUCUCGUCCCGGCGCCACCGCGCCCUUCCUCCGACUAUUAAAAAUAUCUCGUCUCAACCCUGGAGCAUGAUGGGAGGGAGAAGAGUGGCCACAGAUGUCUUCAAUUCCAAAAACCUGGCCGUCCAGGCACAAAAAAAGAUCCUGGGUAAAAUGGUAUCCAAAUCCAUCGCCACCACCCUGAUCGAUGACACCAGCAGCGAGGUGCUGGAUGAGCUCUACCGGGUGACCAAGGAGUACACCCAAAACAAGAAGGAGGCGGAGAGGGUCAUCAAGAACCUCAUCAAGACAGUCAUCAAGCUGGCCGUUCUCCACAGGAACAAUCAGUUCAAUCAAGACGAGCUGGCGCUGAUGGAGAAGUUCAAGAAGAAGGUCCACCAGCUCGCCAUGACCGUGGUCAGCUUCCACCAGGUGGAGUACACCUUCGACCGCAACGUGCUGUCCAGGCUGCUGAACGAGUGCCGAGAGCUGCUGCAUGGCAUCAUCCAGCGCCACCUCACCGCCAAGUCUCACGGACGGGUUAAUCACGUCUUUGAUCAUUUUUCAGAUUGUGAUUUUUUGGCUGCCUUGUAUAAUCCCUUUGGAAAAUUUAAACCUCACUUACAGAAACUUUGCGAUGGCAUCAACAAAAUGCUGGAUGAAGAGAACAUCUGAGCUCGUGAAAUAGGCGAUUUAGGUGAAGACAGCACUGCUAACUCAUGAAGGGAAGACAGAGAAUCUUUUAAAGAUCACAUAUAUUUCAGAAAGGCCUGGCCUGGUGCAACCAUUGGACAUUAAUGGCAGUACUUUUGUGUGGCUUGUUGUAGUUGAAAAAAAAAAGCAUAUUGCCAAAAAUUCUGGCUGAAAACGUCUUAAUGAAUGUCAGGAUGUGGGAAAAAUAGAUAGUUGGGAAUUCAAAUGUAGAGUGAUACAAAGACAGAUGCGUGUGGCUCCAAUCUCUGGGACUUUUUGUGUUUUGGGGAAAUUGUAUUGGUGGCACAUUGGAUAUUUCUAACGUGUACAAAGUUGUGUAUCUUGGUUCACUUUUACCUUCACUAUCUGUGUAGCUCUUUGAAAAUGCCGAGGGCCUCUGUUGUCACUGAUCCUCUUGAAGCAAUCCUGCUUCCUAGUCUGCUCGAUUCUUUUGUUCUAGAUAGAAAUUGACAUUCAGGAAUUAAAUCUGAGGCCAUGGAAUUAAACCCUCAGGAAAGCAGGAAAGUGCGUAUCCGAAAUCACAACUGUGGAAAUAAGAAAUAUGUCCAUGAUAAGAGUGUGCUUCUGAGACAGAGUUGUUCUCUUUUGGAUCCUUGGAGAUACUUAGAUUCUCAAACCUUGUCUUGAAAUGCUUGGGGCCUAACUUUGAUGUCAUCUUGAACAUGUGCUGACACACAUUAACGUCCAUUUCACACAUAGGAGAAAACUUUUAGAUCGGCUUUGAUACUGAAACAAUAAAAUGUAAGUAAUAUGAAGAAAAGAAAAACAAUCUGGAGUUUAAGGAUGAACUCAUUAGACUAAUUUAGGGGAGUGGGGGGUGAAAGAACAGACAGGGCGUUGCUAAGUAAUGUAAGAAAGAUGGAUGGUAUUUCAGUGUUUAACAGGGCUUGAUGAAUAAAGGACAUCAUUUUUUAUUUAACUACUUAGGGUUUAGAUUGUGUUGUUUGCUACUUUGAUGAGUGGACCGAUGACUGUGUCUGUCUCCAGCAAGUGGUGUGCUCUUUCUGUGUAAUUUUAGGUGCAUGGAUGAUAAAGUAUUAUGCUUAUUUUGUAAAAGAACUAGAAGCCUACUGGCCAAUUCUAUCUAUCAUCUAGGAAAUAACAGACCCAACCCCCAGCACUAAAUAUUGCCACUGCCACUGAGUCUGUUCUUGACAACAUUGACAGUGAAAUAAAAAUUCACCAGAAAAAAAAAUCCCACAAAGAAAAAUUCCAGAAAAUCUGCUUUGAUGCAUCAGAGACUAGAAGGAAGUGGUCAGGUUUCUCUGAGGCUCAGUUUUGUUUGGUUAAGGCAAACAGCAAAGGCAAAAAGUAUGUAUACUUGAGCGACAUUAAAUCCUAAUUUGAGCUGGGAAUAUAAUUCUUACCUUCUGGAGCCUUAUAGAUGACUGCUAGAUGUAACACUAGCAUAGUGGCUGCAUUACUGACUAUUGGACUUCGUAAAUGCUAAAUGGUUCAUACUCCGAGCUCAGCAAGCCUUCCUUGGCCAGCUCUUCUCCUACCCAAGAGAGGCUAAGAGUGUGAUUGGACAGGAGGAUCUGAUCUGCCAUAUUCUCUUCUCUACCUGAUCUUGACAGCAGAAGUAAGGCUAGUGAUGUGGACAGCUUCUUGAAUUUCUAGCUCAGGACAUGACCAACAAAAUACAGAAGACCUCAGGAGAAAUGUAGAGAUGUCUGCACAUAGUUGGGUCAUACUGAUGACCUGUAGGGUAGCAACACAAUGCGCAUGUGGACGAUGGUAGCAUCCCUUAGUUUUAUAUGCCAAUGUCUUAGUUAGGGUUACUAUUGCUGCGAUGAAACACCAUGAGGAGGAAAGGAUUUAUUUGGCUCACACUUUGGUACAAUGGGAUUGAAGUAAGUCAGGGCAAGAACAUGAGCAGGAGCUGACUGAGGGGUGCUGCUUACUGGCUUGCUCCCGAUAGCUUGCUCAGCCUGCUUUCUUUUGGAACUCAGGACUUCCAGUCCAGGGCUGGCACCACUGGACUAGGCUGAACUUCCUCCAUGAUCAUUUAAGGAAAUGUCCAACGGGCUUCCUUACAGCCUGAUCUUAUGGAGACGUUUUCUCAGUUGAGGCUCCCUUCUCUUAAAUAACGCCAGCUUGUGUCAUAUUGAUAUAAAACUAGGCAGCAUGCCAGGAAGGCCCAAAGAAAUACCUGUGGAGAACUGGUUCAGGAACAACCUACAGAUAUCAAACACUGCAGAUGCCGAAGUCCCUUAUAGAAAAUCACAUAGUGUUUGCAUCUGUCCUGCCUAUAUACCUUCCUGUAUUUACACGCGUUAAGAUUACUCACAGCACAUGUACAGUGUAACUGCUCAUUUGGAAACAAAACAACAACAACA